AUGGACACCAUUUCCUUUGCCUUUGCUAUUUUGCUUGCCUCCUUAAGUUUCUGCUUAACAUAUGUUUCUGCACAGCGGAAGAGAUGUGAGAGCAAAUACUCUUGUCCUGGUGUGUUAAGGACAAUGGCGGCUGUCUGCAAAGAUGGUUACUGCGUCUGUAAUAAUCAAGACUACGAUUAUAAUACUUGCUUGCGUAAGUAUAGUUUUGGCACAGUUGUAGUGACGAAUCAACGCCGCUAUCAAAUCGCGUAUAUAAUAGAAAAAAUUGCAACCCUUAGCAAAGUCCGUGAAGUAAAAUAAUUUUAGUUCUCACGCGGGAGUGUGUGGCGACUCAAGAUACAGAAGUUAAAAUUUUGUUCAAUUAGAGAAAUUUAGAAAAAGAAAAGAAAGAAUUCUAAGUUAUCCUCAGGUGAUUUGCAACCUGCACGCCUACAUCGUAAAAUGCCGUGGAACACUAACCCUCCUUCCCUGUAUUACUGGCAACUUUUUCUUUAGCUGAUGCAUAUGGAUGUAAGAUCGAGGUGAAUGCUGAUACAGCUCUUGCCAAACCACGGUAUAACGGCGGACACGCAAUCUACAGCUGCACGCCCGGCAACAGUUCUACCCAGUACGAGGUCCAUGUGCUGGCCAUGCACGAGACUCCAGGAAGGACCGGUCAUGCUACUGUAAAUAUCAUCAGUCACGGCAAGUCAAACAGGUCGAUUGUUCUCGUACUUGGAAGUUACCAACCAGUUAACUGGAUUCUCAGUUUACCCUCUAAUGUAUCCAUCAGUAAAGUUGUAUUGGUAAGUACACGCUCGCACAACGCAGCGAACUGAAAUGUAAAACAAUCAUCGCCGCUUAUAGACCGAAUGUUCUGUAAAAUUAACCUUUCAUAUCGAUCGGUAAAAAGUUUUCAAAACAUUCUUGUGACAUCUCGUAAACAUUCUUUAAGGUAUCUUGGGCCUAGGUUAUGGCGAAAAUUCCCUCCUGAUUUAACAUCAGCGAAAGCUUUGAACAUUUUUAAACUGAGCAGAAUUCGUAAAAAUGAUGUAAGCUCAAUGAUAGAUGAUGGAUGUAAGGGCUGUUUUCUCUGCUCAUCAUAAUUAUUUAAUUUUACAAUUCUCUCUCAGUCAUUUCAGAUUCUCAUUAGAUUGUAAUACAUAGUUUGGAUAUUUUUACUUUUAAAUUGUAUACCUAAUUCUCAUUAUUCUCUAUCUAUCCAUCUAACUAACUAACUAACUAUCUAUCUAUCUAUCUAUCUAUCUAUCUAUCUAUCUAUCUGUCUGUCUAUCUGUCUGUCUGUCUGUCUAUCUGUCUGUCUGUCUGUCUAUCUGUCUGUCUGUCUCCCUAUCUAUCUGUCUGUCUGUCUAUCUGUCUGUCUGUCUGUCUGUCUGUCUGUCUAUCUAUCUAUCUAACUAUCUACCCACUUUUUAUAGAAAAACACAACUUUGUUAUGGCUCCCCGAUUCACUUAAAUACAACACAGCUUCCAGUCACUCUUUCAGUGCUCUCUUGAAAUGCCUGUAUGAUGAAUAAUCUUUAUAUCUUUGUUGGUAAGAAAGUGCAUCAUAACCUUCUAGAGAACAAUUUGAAUGGGUGAAAUGUCUAAGAAGACAAAUGAGUUUAUGGUUUUCCACGGAUUGUAGAAAAUUAUUUUCAGGAAAAGUUGAAUCACCAGGUACCAAUUCAAGGCAGUUUUUGCUUACUUGUAGCGUGUAAAUUUUGAGGAAACGUUUUGAUAAUACUGGUCCUAGCUGUCUUUCAAACAAAGAAGAAAACGUUUGGUUUAUAUUUGUAGAUUGCUUUUUAUCUGGCUGAAAGUUCCGUCAGUGGAGACGUAAACCAAGUGGAAACGAUUGAACGAAAGAGUUCCCGCGAUUCCGAAUUGUGGAAAUGGGGAUUCGGCAGUGAUACAGGGGGAGGAGACACAGUGGGGCUUCUAAAGUGAGUAACGGAACUCUCUCUCCUCCGCAGAGGCUCCCGCUUUGGGCAUCCCUAUAAAAUAGCAAUAAUCGAAAGAGCGCGCGAGGAACGAUGGAAAGGGGAAAAAGGUCUUCCCAUCGUGCCCUGCGCGCUCUCGUUUUCUUUCUCCCCGUCCUCCCCACAACACAGGGAGGCCUCUGCUGCGGAGAGAGGUAUCGGAAUAGUAAAAUUAAAUGAAGAAUGAUCCUCGAAAUUGAGAACGCAAAUUAUGCAAUUGCUUAAGAAGCCUGAAAAAAAAAAAGAAAAGAAAAUCAGGACUUCAACGGGAUUUGAACCCUUGAGCUCGCGAUACCGGUGCGAUGCUCUGACCAACUAAGCUAUGAUUGAAGUCACUGAUGUUGGGAGCUGGUCAAUUAUGUGUUCAUUUGUUCCAGUGAAAGAGAUGAAUGUGACAAGUGUAUAUGAAAUAAAUCGUGUAUGAGAACUGCGGAAAUGAAAUCAAAUGAGGAAUGAUCCUCGCAGUUGUGAACGCAGUUCGGGUGGAAUUCAUUGGUUGAAUGCAAAAAUGUUUGCAUUUAUUCCACAUUUCCUAUCGAGACGAUAUCUAAUCUGAAAUAGUCUUUACAAUAUUCUGACAUAAGAUAGUUUAUUUAAGCAAUAGACCACAUUUUCUACGGGUUUACCAGCGUGAUAACCCACUUGGGAUGUUGGGAGAAAAGCUUGUAAAUCACGAGCUGAAGGCGAGUGAUUUGCAAGCUUUUCGAGUGUUCUCCCAACAUCCCAAGUGGGUUGUCACGCCGGUAAACCCAUAGAAAGUGUUGUCUAUUGCUUUUAUAAAAUGACUUUAAGUUUUCUAUGAGUUUACCGGCACAAUAAACCAUAGGUUUUUAACCAGUCAGAACGCGUGUACUAUCUUAGUUAUUUUAUAAAUUGUAAUAUCUUGGACACCCACUACAUUUUCCUUUUUUUUAUAGACAACUAGUGUGCAAUAGAUUUGGUGUGGUGACGUCAUUUACAGGCACCUACAGGGCGUAUGAAUGGUCACUGGUGGUACACUCCUCAAAGGGUACGUUUACUUAC
Molecule: messenger RNA, 2984 nt
Organism: Porites lobata
Lineage: Eukaryota; Metazoa; Cnidaria; Anthozoa; Scleractinia; Poritidae
Source: the annotation of a GenBank genome assembly